AGCAAGUUUCAGGAAUAACUUUUCAUCCCAUUAAAGAGAGCACAGCAGUGGCUCCUUCCAGUGGAAUGCAAAUGUGAUGCAAAACGCCGAACAACAAGAGAAUAAAUGUGCAGAGAGAGGGACUAGGGCAGUGAAAUUAGAAACCCCAGCAGAGAAGAACAAGGCAGGACAGUCCAAGAGGCAACUAAUUCCCUUUUGUACAGUCUGGGGCAGAGAAUACAACACCGGCGUAUCUUAUCAAGGAUCUGUAAACUUCUCCGGGACUUGGAAUAACCAUGGCUGAGCGGUGCAGAUCAUGCUCUGCAUUCAUCCCAUUGCUCUUUACAUCAUUGCUUUUCUUUUGUGAUGCCCAGAGCACUCCUGGACAAGGUGGCAGCCCUUCUUGCUAUGGAGGUUUUGACCUGUACUUUGUAUUGGACAAAUCUGGCAGCGUUCUACACCACUGGAAUGAAAUCUAUUACUUUGUUGAACAUCUGGCUCAGAGAUUCAUUGGUCCACAGCUUAGAAUGUCUUUUAUUGUCUUCUCAACAAGAGGAUCAACAUUAAUGAGGCUGACAGAAGACAGAGAGCAUAUCAGACAGGGCCUAGAGGAGCUGCGCAAAGUUCUUCCCGGAGGAGACACUUACAUGCAUGAGGGCAUCGAGAGGGCAAGCGAACAGAUUUAUCACGAGAGCAUCAAAGGUUACAGGACAGCAAGUGUUAUCAUAGCACUGACUGAUGGCGAGCUGCAUGAAGAUCUCUUCUAUUAUGCUGAACGAGAGGCCAACAGGUCCCGUGAAUUGGGAGCCCAAGUUUACUGCGUAGGUGUUAAAGAUUUCAAUGAGACGCAGCUGGCACGAAUUGCUGAUAGCAAAGAUCACGUCUUCCCAGUGAAUGGAGGCUUUGAAGCCCUUCAAGAUAUCAUUGGCUCUAUCCUUAAGAUGUCCUGCAUCGAAAUUCUAGCUGCAGAGCCUUCCAGCAUAUGUGCAGGAGAAACUUUUCAAGUUGUAGUGAGGGGGAAUGGCUUCCGAUACGCCAGGAAUGUGGAUCGAGUGUUGUGCAGCUUCAAGAUCAAUGAGACUUCACCUCACAACAAGAAGCCUUUGGUGGUGGAGGACACAUAUCUCCUUUGCCCUGCCCCAGUGCUGGAUGAAGCUGGCAUGGAAGCUGCCCUGCAAGUCAGUAUGAACGAUGGUCUCAACUUCAUCUCCAGCUCUGUCAUCAUAACCAGCACUCACUGCGCAGAUGGGACAAUCCUGGCAAUAGCUCUGCUUAUCCUCUUUCUCCUGCUUCUUCUUGCCCUGAUGUGGUGGUUUUGGCCCUUGUGCUGCACUGUAGUUAUAAUGGCCCCUCCUCCACCCCUAGAGGAAGAUAGCGAGGAAGAAGAGGAUGAUGGUCUACCCAAGAAGAAAUGGCCCACUGUUGAUGCCUCCUACUAUGGGGGAAGAGGAGUUGGAGGUAUUAAGAGAAUGGAGGUUCGUUGGGGGGAGAGAGGUUCAACAGAAGAGGGAGCUAAGCUGGAGAAAGCAAAAAAUGCCAAGGUGAAGAUGCCAGAGCAAGAAUUUGAGUUUCCAUCACCAAUGAUUCUAAACAACAAUCUGCCAAAAUCAAGCUCUGCUCGAAAGUGGUACUCUCCAAUUAAGGGAAAACUGGAUGCAUUGUGGGUCUUGUUACGGAAAGGAUACAGUCGAGUAUCUAUAAUGCGCCCUCAGCCUGGAGACAAGGGUCGAUGCAUAAAUUUUACCAGAGAAAGCAAGCCCAUGCCUCCAAGAUACCCGCUAAACAAUGCACCACUUAUAUCAGCUCCCUGCAGCCCUAUCUACUCACCUUCCCAGAGCCCCAUCUAUACACCUCCACCAGUUAACAUUCCUCCUCAGCCCUUAAGCUCUCCACCUCCUACUCCUUCACCAACAAGCUCUCUUCCACCUUCCCCACUAGGACCACCUCCAAACAGAGCACCGCCCCCUAGUAGGCCCCCACCUCGUCCUUCCCUCUAGGAUGCUUGUUGCAGCCUUUCAUCCCCAGUAGUGCUGUGGAUGAUAGAAAUGUCAGUUUUGUCUACUGCACAUGUAGUUCUGCAGUUUUAUGAAAGAGCUAUUGACCAAAACCACUUUCCUAACUCUAUCUCCUCCAUUGAGACUGUAAAAGACUAAGCUGUGGAUUUAGCAUUAAAACCUCAAACUUCCCAUAUCCACAUGCUGCUUUAUAGGUAUAUCUUGGUAUCUGGUCAGCUGUGGAGUCAACUCAUAGUUCUAGUUGACCACUAACACUGCAAACCUAGAGCUUAAGUUUGUCAUGAUAUGAUCUGGAGCAAGCAUGGAACUAGGAGCAUGUGUCCAAAAACCCAAAAUGGAAACGUAAGAAAUAGGACAAUGGCCUGUUGAACCUUUGUUUCGCUCUAGUUUUAGAGUUUGGUCACUCAAAACUAGGAAAGUCAUGAAUCUAAGACACAAAUUGGACAAUUGGCCAUGUGCAAACUUUGAUGAUGUCCUCGGUUGAGCUCUAUCUUCAAGGGAAUAAUUAUUCUUGAAUGAAAAUAACCAAGUCCAAACACCUCCAACAAAUGAAGAAGUACAAAGAAAGAAGUGAUGCUGGACUUGACUCAUCAUCAAUGUUUAAUCAGAAAAACCAAAAAGGGAGGCUCCAAGAAUCAUGCCUAUAAGGUAUCAUUUAAAAGGGAUAUUGAUGAUACUAUUGAAAAUGGAAUGAGACGAUAUGGAACCUGGCAAUUUUAAACAGCAGAAGGCUGGACCUUUGCUUCAAAACUACUCUUGCAGAAACACAAUGUAUUGGCUAAGCUUCACAAUGCUUUGCAGAACGCUCAAAAAGGAAAAUCAGAUCUUGGUACAACCAAUAUCCAUGUAUGCCUUUGCAAUGAGGAUCACAGAGACUUUACAAUGGCAACUCCUAAAAAUCACCAAAAUAAUUUACCACAGUUGGAUUGUCAAAGGUGAUCUAUCCAGGGGUAACAUUUACAUAUCAUAGUCUGUUUAGCGAGGAACUGGCUGGUAUGAAUUAAGAAGAUUAAUGACUUGAUUUUUUUUUUUUUUUUUUUUUUGUUCUUUAUCCAUUAAUUACUUGAUUGCCUUUUACUCACAACCAGGGAAAGCAGUCUUGCUGACAAACUCUGAUUAAAUGCAAUUGAAAACAA
Molecule: messenger RNA, 3130 nt
Organism: Xenopus laevis (African clawed frog)
Lineage: Eukaryota; Metazoa; Chordata; Amphibia; Anura; Pipidae
Gene: antxr1.S
Product: ANTXR cell adhesion molecule 1 S homeolog
Exons: 18
Coding region: 276-1976 (566 amino acids)
Cellular component (GO): lamellipodium membrane; plasma membrane; filopodium membrane
Molecular function (GO): transmembrane signaling receptor activity; signaling receptor activity
Source: RefSeq, a predicted model, not a curated record